UUUUGAUUUGGGAUUAAAGACGCGUAAGUUGAAUAAACUAUUUAAUUUAAUUACCAGUAUAAAAUAAAUAAUUAUAUGCUUAAGUUUCCUGUUCCCAUUUAUCCCAUUUACUAAAGAAAUUAAUACACCUGUGACUACUGUGACUACUGACUAUUUUUAUAACGCGCUCUUUAAAUGGAAACUCCAAACAAUCAAAGAAACAAAUUUUUUUUUCAAUCAAAAAGAGAGUCGGAAGUGUUAGCAAAGCGAAAGUUUGACCUAAUUGAGUUUGCAGAAGCAUUAGAAGAAGGUCCUAAGUCAACACCAAAGAAGUGUCGCACUCAUUUUCCACUUUCGGAAAAAUUUUUAUCUAAAAGGCAUUCAGAUGAAGCUUUAAGAGAUUUAUCAGGAUGUAAAAAAUGGCGUCAACAAAACCUAGAUAAGGGUAAGAGGAAAGAUAUGCUCGAUAAAUUCUUUUUGUCGUCAUCAACUAUCGUCAAAGCCAUGAAAAUGGAUGAAAUUGACGAAUUUUUCACAUCUGCAACAAUUUCGUUCAAACCGAUUGAAAAACAUUAUGACGAUGCUACUACCGGAUUCAUAAACAAAUUCACAACAUCAUUUGCUCAUAUAUUGAGUAAAGAGUAUUUCGAUAGGACAACAUUCGAGGAUAGACAAUUUUUUUUAGAGAUCUUUGUUCCUGAACAGUAUUCCAAUGAAAUAUAUUUUGAUGAAGAAUUUGUAAAUAAAGAAAAGCUCGGUGAGGGAGAAUUUUCCGAGGUUUAUAAAUGUGCCAUAAAAAAAACGGGACAUAAAUGUGUGGUGAAGAAGUCGAAGGUGCCUUUCAAAAGCCCUUUAAAUAGACAAGAACGACUCGAGGAGGUGGAAAUUCAUUAUAAAGUCGGUAAACACCAAAAUAUAGUUGAACUCAUAGGUGCUUGGGAACAAAGAGGUUACCUCUACUUACAAACCGAAUUAUGCGAGAAAGGCAGUCUUGCAGCUUUGAUAAAGGAUCGUAAAAAGAGCAAUAGGUUCUUUUCAGAAGAGGAAAUUUGGCAGAUAAUUAAUAGCAUUAAAUUGGCUUUCGCUCAUUUACAUGGGAAAUCAAUUAUACACUUGGACGUUAAGCCGGAGAAUAUUCUCAUAAAGAAAAUGAAUUGUCACAAUAUAUAUAAACUUGUCGAUUUUGGCUGUGCCACAUCAAUUCCACCGAGAAAAGGUUUUGACAAGGACGGCGAUCGACGUUAUUUAUCUAAUGAUGCGCUUAACGGAACAUAUUCACCAGGUGCUGAUUGGUUCAGUCUUGGGAUUACUAUUCUCGAAUUAGCUACACUCAGACGAAUGGAAGACAACGGUGAAAUUUACCAACGACUUCGUAGGGGUGACUUGACUGAUUAUAAGGAACAAUUAUUGAUGUAUAGUGAAAAAUUAGAAAGAGCUAUUGAAUUAAUGCUCUCGCCAAAUCCUGAAGAGCGCUAUGUUGACGCAUUUUUUAUUUAGAUGUUUUUAGAGGAAAAUUCUUAUAACUUGGUAUCGGGAGAAUAAAUCUCCCACAUGUGUAUGAAACCAUUAUUUCUAAUAUGUAAUAUUUAAUAAUUUUUACUAUUUACAAGUAUAAUAAAUUGAAAAUUCGGUUUAGAAUUUUUUGUAUUUUUAUUUUAACAUCAGUAUCUUAUCUGUUAUCCGAGAAUUCAAUAUUUUAACUUGACUAAUAAAGGAGUAUGAUUU
Rhizophagus irregularis DAOM 181602=DAOM 197198 is the source of this 1704-nucleotide messenger RNA. NCBI's taxonomy places the organism in Eukaryota, Fungi, Glomeromycota, Glomeromycetes, Glomerales, Glomeraceae. The record is from RefSeq and is a predicted model, not a curated record.